CCCCCCAUCCCUCUCCCUGUGCCUCUCAUAAAAGCUAAUCAAAUUCCAAAAAUUAAAUAUAAACACAUACCAAACUCAGCUCUCAGCUCUCCACUCCUCUGUCAUUCAUCACUACUCAAAAACUGCUUCAAACCAAAGCCUCAUCUCCUCCCUAGUAUUAGUUCCUCUCUCUUCUCUUCUCUUCUCUUCAUUCAAAAUUUCUCCCCUCUCUUGGGGAUUGGGGUUUUAAGGUUGAGAUGAACAACAAUAGCAUUAGUAGUGGCAUCAUGAUGAGGUACAGCAACAGCAGCAGCAGUAGUAGUAACCCGUUCACGGCGAACCAAUGGCAGGAGCUGGAGCAUCAAGCCCUCAUCUACAAGUACCUCGUCUCCGGCAUCCCUGUCCCUCCCGAUCUCCUCUUCCCCCUCAAGCGCUCCUCCUCUCUUCACCACAUGGGCGGGUGGAGCUGUUACCAUCAUCAGUACCAGCAUCCCCAGACAAUGCUGGGGUCGAGGAAGAUAGACCCUGAACCUGGGAGGUGCAGGAGGACGGACGGGAAGAAGUGGCGGUGCUCGAAGGAGGCGUUCCCCGACUCCAAGUACUGCGAGCGCCACAUGCAUCGAGGCAAGAACCGUUCAAGAAAGCAUGUGGAACAACAACAGCAACUCAUCUCUUCCACUGCUAGUACUACCGCCACCACGAUGGCUAACCAGUUGACGGGCAGGAGCAGUAGUCUGUACUCCCUCGACUCUAAUGCUGCUCUUUCGCGGCCUCAUCAUCACUCUUCGGUCCUCUCCGACCACAACUAUUUCCUCGACUCGGGAUCGUCCUACUCUCAGCUCAACUCCGACUACAGGUAUGCUGCUUAUGGGAUGAAAGAGGAAGUCGACGAGCACGCCUUCUUCUCGGAGCCUUCAGGGACGAUGAGGAACUUCUCAACGGCUUCAUCGAUGGAGGACUCUUGGCAGCAUACCCCGCUCACGAUGAGCUUCUCCUCCUCUUCUUCCGCCAGGUCCAGGCAGAGCGCCGACUACCCCUACUUGCAGCUCCAGAGCCUCGGGGACUACCCGAAGCAGGAGAGCAAGCCAUCGAACCAUCACUACUUGUACACUCUGGGGACCGUUGACAACGUGCCCGUGAAGCACGAGAGGGAGCAAGAAGAUGAGCCCCACAAGACCAUCCACCGGUUCUUCGACGAGGAGCCCAUCAGAGGAGGCAGCAGAGAUUCCUGGAUCGACCCAGAUGAGAAGUCGUCCAACAGCUCGACUACCAGGCUGUCAAUCUCGAUGCCUUCCUCAUCCUCGAACGAUCGCUUUCCCUAGCUGUUCAGUUCGAGAAGAGACAAUGAUGAGUGAUUGGAGACCCUCUUCCUCUGGUUAACAUUAUAUUUAACUUAGAAUUUCUUAUUUGUUAAUAGCAUGGCCAUGGCAAUGCAGAUGGUUGAGUUUGGAGAGGUAAUGUGGGCUCCCACCGAGCCGGAAGGAUAAUGUGCUCCGGAAUUUCUACGUAAGGAUCUGAUUAUCUGAUCAGUUUCCGUUCCGCAGAGAAUGAGUUUACAAUUAAAAACUGGGUUACAUUUUGAGUGGAUUCAAUGCUGGUUGGUUCUUUUUUGGAGGGAUCCAAUGGUAUAUGUAUGUAUGUGUGGGCAUCAGGGUCUUCUAUGUCGGUCCAAGUGGUUCUUUUGUCCAUGAAAAUACAUACAUCUAUAUAUAUAUAUAUAUAUAUAUAUAUAUGAUAUGAUACUGAGGAUAUGUACUGGGAGUUGAGAUGGAUGGAUGAAUGGAUGCAAUUGAAGGGGUUGUGGGCUGAGGGGUUUGAAUGUUAGUGAGAGCCAAGAUCUCUUUUUCAAGUGUUUCAUUUCAUGGGUAGGUAGGUGACACCUAAAUACAAUGUCUGAUUUGAGGAGUA
Messenger RNA from Punica granatum (pomegranate), 1887 nucleotides. Lineage: Eukaryota; Viridiplantae; Streptophyta; Magnoliopsida; Myrtales; Lythraceae. The record is from RefSeq and is a predicted model, not a curated record.